CCCAAAAUCCCUGGCACCCUGGUCACAGAACUAAAGAGAAAAAUCAAGCAAUGGCGAAGAAGAAAAACAAGAAGAGCGGCGUCGCAUCCAUGGAUAUCUCCGUCGAUGCUCCUGGCGAUGCCCCUCAAGCAAUGGACACAUCGGAAGGGAAACCCUCGAAAGCAUCUGCCAGAGAUGUCAACAGAAAGAUCAAGAAGGGAGUGCCAAUGAAAAGAUCAAAGAACCUCAGGAAGCUAAAAGCACUUGCGAAAGCUGUAGCCAUCAACGAGAAGUCUGAAGAAAAGGUUUCAAGAAGUAAAACAAAAAUUCAGAGGAUUCAAUCGGCCAAGUCAUUAUAUGAUUAAAUUAGACAUAAAUUUUCUAUUGUUCACAGUUCACUGAUAAGGAAAAUUGUUAGUCUUUUGUUAUCAAUAUAUCUAAGCUUUUUGUUAUUCUUUCAGAGUGCAUUUGCAUCUUUUUCUUGUAGGCUCUUUCUUCCUCUGCUUAGAUUUCAGUCUGUUUAAAAUAUCGAUAUAUCCAUAGUGCUAUAUGUUAAAUGUGUGCAAGGUUGAGAUA
Messenger RNA from Asparagus officinalis (garden asparagus), 555 nucleotides. RefSeq lists its product as uncharacterized. Lineage: Eukaryota; Viridiplantae; Streptophyta; Magnoliopsida; Asparagales; Asparagaceae. The transcript is spliced from 3 exons. The record is from RefSeq and is a predicted model, not a curated record. Bases 51 to 344 code for a protein of 97 amino acids.